AUGAGUUGCAUGAGUAACAUCAAAACGCCUCCAGAGGUGUUGGGCAUUCCAUUACCUUGGAACUUCCUUCCAUCGAAAGAUGAUGACAAGUUUGUCUUCCAUAACUGGGUAGCCAGUGACUGCUUGGGAGACGAAAGUUGCCUACUUGAUCUUUAUCUUCUGCUCCCUGGUGGUCAGUUGGGGCUCUUGGAGUCAGCUAGGAUUGUGUUGAUCUGUAUGACCUUUUUUUGUGGAGGCUCAUUGGCAACUGCGUCACAAUCCUUGAUUUGGUGGACAGGUCCCCUUACGAUGAACUCCAUGCAAUGGCCGUCACUGACUAGCUAUUCGAAAUGCCUUUUUCAGGUGAAGCAAUCAUUUGUUUAA
This is a messenger RNA of Prunus armeniaca (apricot), 363 nucleotides long. The record is from the annotation of a GenBank genome assembly. Lineage: Eukaryota; Viridiplantae; Streptophyta; Magnoliopsida; Rosales; Rosaceae.